This is a messenger RNA of Physella acuta, 2226 nucleotides long. Its product is annotated as putative ankyrin repeat protein RF_0381. Gene Ontology annotation, molecular function: protein binding. The record is from RefSeq and is a predicted model, not a curated record. Lineage: Eukaryota; Metazoa; Mollusca; Gastropoda; Physidae.
AUGAGUAGCUGUCAACAAGUUCAGAGUAUAUACAUAGCUGCUAUACACGGGGAUUCAUUGAGUCUACAGAAUACCAACUUAAACAGCAGAAAUACGAAUGGCAAUACCGCGUUGAUGCUGUCUGUUUACGACGGCAAUAUAUUUGCCCUAAAACGUUUAUUGGCGGCAGGAGCUGACCCUAACGUAUCAAGACAAAAAUCUAAACGUAUCACAGCAUUGACCAUAGCUGUGGGAAGGCGAAGGGUUGAAUGUGUUAAAGAACUGAUCAGGGCAGGAGCUUUCUUUGAUUGUGAUCGAGGGUUGGAGGCUUUAAAGAUGGCGAAGGAUCACAACUUUUUGGAUGCUGUUGUGGAAGGGGAUGAAAAUAUGAGAUCUUUGCCUGAAUUUGAAAAGACGGAUGAUGCUUUUCAUGCGGCUUAUUACGAAGAAUACAAAAACGGAGACUCUACUCUCCAUCAUUUGGCUCGAUUAGAUGAAGAAAUGUUAGCUGAGUUUAUAAUGCUGGUAAACUCAGUGCACCUGAAAACUCGAGUGGACAGCGAUCAACAGGAGACUGAUACACAUUUAGUCGAAAGUGAUAAAGUCAGUGAAGAAACAUCAGCUAAAGAAACAGUAGUAAAGAGUUAUGAGCUAAUUAACUUAAAAAACAAAGUCGGCGAAACUGUUUUACACGUGGCUUGCAGAAACGGCCACGAAAUAAUUUUACGGUUUUUGAUUCAGGAAAAUUGUGAUCUUGAUGCUACUAGCUGCUCUGGUGAAACGGCAUUAAUGUUAUCUAUACGAAGUAAGAAGGAAACCAUUGCAAAGACUUUAAUAAACUGCAAGGUACAGCUGAACACUCGGGAUGUAAAGGGUGAAACAGCAUUGCACAUUGCUGUGAAUAACAAUCUCGAAGACAUCACGCUCCACUUGAUAGAUAAUGGCGUUGAUGUUAAUGCCAAGAACAAGGAUGGUAACACGCCAAUAUUUUUUGCAACACGUCCAAAAAUUCUCAAACACUUGAUCGAAGGGAAAACGGAUUUAAAUAUACAGAACGAAAACGGAGAGACAGCUUUACAUAGAUGUAUAGCAAGAAACAGUGAAGAUGUUGCAAUCAAUCUAAUUGAAGCAGGCAUAGGGGUUGACAUUCAAACAAAUAAAGGCCUAACAGCUUUAAUGUACGCAUCGUAUCUGGUCCGUUUAACUAUGGUCAGACUUUUAGUAUCAAGAGGGGCUGAUGUCAACAUUCGUGAUCUUGACGGAAGGAAUGCUUUAAUGUUUUUAUGUACCAGCUCAAAGUCCAAAGAAAAAGUUCGCAUAUUCAUCCUGUCUACGGAACAAAAAAUAUGUGAUGUUCUUGUUUCUGCAGGGACGGACAUAAACACAACAGAUAACAAGGGAUUGACUGCAUGCAUGUAUGCUGUGCUACAAGACUAUUCUGAUUUAGCGUUAGUAAAACACAUGGCCUCAAAAGGUGCAGAUCUGAAUGUGUUGGACAACAUGAACAGAUCAGCUCUUACUAUUAUUGUAUUACGAAGGGGAUCAAACACAAUAAGAAAUAUAAACGAGUUGAUGUCCCUUAGAAUAAAUCCAUGUGUUCAUGAGACAUACCACGAUGAAGUUAAAGUACUGGGGUAUUCCACCCAAGAGGACAACAAUGUGUUACGUUUAUCAAAGUUUGCUUUAGUUUACAGCAAGUCUGUAUACAUAUUUUAUUUCUUCCUAGCCAACGGUAUUGUACUGGAACACAAAUGUUCAGGUAAGGAAUAUUGUGAUGAAUCCGAAAUUGAAUGUGCUAUAUCUCAUAACUAUUUAGAUUUAGUAAGAUAUUUAUUUGCCACUGGAUAUCUAUUUAGUGAUGACAUGCAAUUCUUACUCCAACGCCGCAAGAAAUUUGAUGCAGCGAAGGGAUACAGUCAUGCAUACCAUUACACAUCUGGUCGAAGUGCUGCACUACCCCCAGAGUUUGAUAGGGUCAUGUGUGAACCCUGGCCACUGGUUAAGCUGGCUUUCAUUAAAGUCUCUAGUUUUCUUGGAACUGGACUAAGGCGAGAGAUAAUGCUGAAACAAUUGAAACUCCCACCAAGAUUACAGCGAACGUUGAUGUUUCAAGAGCCAAUAUCAAGAUUACCUGUAGAAGACUGGUCUAAAAUACCUCUUUGUUUUGACCCAGUACAGUACGAGACUUUACCCUGUCCUAGACCUUUGCUCUACUACUGGCCUGUUGGGCAUAGGCUUGUUGAUUGA